ACUUUUUUCUUUCUUUUCCAAUCUUUUGCCAAGAGCGGACGAAAUGGCUGCCCACAAAUCGUUUCGAAUUAAACAAAAAUUAGCUAAAAAGCUAAAACAAAACCGAUCGGUGCCCCAAUGGGUCCGUCUACGUACCGGAAACACAAUCCGCUACAACGCUAAGAGGCGUCACUGGAGGCGUACAAAGUUGAAGUUGUAAGCUGCUGGGAUAUUCAUCUUCAAUGUGGUUAAACCGAAAUCCAAUAACCACGAGGAGGAGCCGAGAUUUGCAAGACACUUCAAUUUAAUUCUAAUUGUGCAAGCUAUUGUUUAGUUAUCUAAUAAAGAUACGUUUGUAAAAAAAAA
Messenger RNA from Episyrphus balteatus (marmalade hoverfly), 345 nucleotides. It is a transcript of the gene RpL39, whose product is annotated as 60S ribosomal protein L39. The transcript has a single exon. The coding region runs from base 44 to 199 and encodes 51 amino acids. The record is from RefSeq and is a predicted model, not a curated record. Gene Ontology annotation, cellular component: ribosome; cytosolic large ribosomal subunit. NCBI's taxonomy places the organism in Eukaryota, Metazoa, Arthropoda, Insecta, Diptera, Syrphidae. Gene Ontology annotation, biological process: translation. Gene Ontology annotation, molecular function: structural constituent of ribosome.